Molecule: messenger RNA, 687 nt
Organism: Eimeria necatrix
Lineage: Eukaryota; Apicomplexa; Conoidasida; Eucoccidiorida; Eimeriidae
Exons: 3
Coding region: 1-687 (228 amino acids)
Source: RefSeq, a predicted model, not a curated record
AUGGACCUGGGGCGGGAGGGCGUGUUUGUGGGCAGCGACGGCCCCUGGAGCUUCAGCAGCAAAUGGAACUCUUGGCGGCGCCGCAAAUACAACACUCAGUCCCAAGACACGCAUUUCCUGGCCAGCAGCAGCGCCAAAGGGAUCAACUACUUCAAAAGGUGCAGCAGCAGCAGCAGCAGCAGCAGCAGCAGCAGCAGCAGCAGCAGCGGCAGCAGCGGCGGCGGCAGCGGCGCCGGGGGGGUAGUUGUAGUGGCAGUAGGAGGGGUUGUAGCUGCAGCAGCAGCAAGAGGUGUGGCAGCAGCAGCGGCAGCAGUAGUGGUGGUAGUGGAAGGGGUAGCAGCAGCUGCAGCAGCAGCAGCAGGGGUAGUGGUAGCAGCAGCAGCGGCUGCUGCUGCUGCAGCAGCGGCAGUGGCAGCAGUAGUGAAGCCCUUGGGUGUGGGAGAGCAGCACGUGUUUGCUGUUCAGUGGCAAGAAGACAACGUACACCGCAUUCGGUGGUUUAGAGCUGCUUACGGAAUUAAGAGGGCGAAAAAGGCGGCAGAGACUUUCAGGCGAACGCUGGAGGCAGUUGGCCGUGUGGACGGGGAGCGCAGCGAGAGGCAAAUAAGAGAAAAGGAAAAAGCCAACAGACAGGCAUUGCGUCUGCGGAAGAAGUUGUUUAAAAAGAUUUCUUCAGGGCAAUUCUAA